Molecule: messenger RNA, 957 nt
Organism: Adineta steineri
Lineage: Eukaryota; Metazoa; Rotifera; Eurotatoria; Adinetida; Adinetidae
Source: the annotation of a GenBank genome assembly
AUGAACGCUACUUGUAAUAUUAGAUCAACCAAUUAUUCUUUAAACCAAACUUAUUUACCAUCAAAUGAAGAUAUUAAACAAACAUUCAAAGAUUUUAAAUAUAAUCAAGUUAUUUCUUGUGUUGAUUAUUUUCAAGCAUCUUUAUAUAGUCAAUGUCAUAUUUAUUCAUAUCCAUAUAAAUCGAAAUAUUACCAUGAAAUAACAAAUAAUUUUCCAGGUAGAUUAUUUAAAUAUGUUAAUAUAGUAUCAUUAUUUGAUGGUCGUCCAUUUGAACAUGAAUUUUUUCUUCAAAUUGCUCGAUUAUUUCCAUAUAUGAAAAAGUUAACUGUAGAUAAUCGUAAAGCACAAACGAAUAAACAAUGUAGAAAAUCAAAAAAUGAAAAUAUAACAAUCAGUGAAUAUCAUCAUCUCACUCUACUUAGUCUUGAAGCGGCUUAUGAAGAUUAUCUUGACGAAUUUUUACUUGAUACAAAAACAUAUUUAUCCAAUGGUGUUAAUCUUCUUGCUAAUUAUGAAACAUUGAAAAAACAAGCUGAUCAACAUAUAAAUUCACUUAAUAUUAAAUUUCAAGAAAAGGCAGUAAUUACUAAUAAAAUGAAUGAAAAGAUAAUUGCAUGUUUACAAAAUAAUUUAUCUUCAACAGAAAAUAAUUCACGUUUUAUAUCAUGGUGUCGUAAUUCAUUUGCACUACGUGUAAUUGGAACACGUCAAUUUUUAUGUGAUAUUAAAUUUGGAAAGCCUAUUUUGUUAUAUGAAAAUAUGUAUGAUAUAUAUAAAAAGAUUCAUACUGAAACUGCACAUGGUGGUCGAGAUAAAUGUCUCGAUAGUUUACUCAUUAAUUAUAGUUGGUUUAAUAAAGAUUUAUUACAAAUAUUUUUAAAAAAUUGUUCGUCAUGUCAAAAAAGAAAAUCUAUACUUAAACCGAUGUUGUCAAAGCCAAUCAUUGCAUUAGGUUAG